AUGCUUUCCUGUACUUUGAAGGCUAUAAAUAGUCAUCAAUUUUUGAUGCCUUGUCUAGAAACUUCUAUCACCUCUACUCAUACUGGCAGCAACCAUUGGUGGGAAGAAGCUCUAAGUAGCCCUACAACUCCUUUCAUCUGCAUUCAGUUUAUCAAAAGAAUCUCUUCUGCAAUGUGUGUGGGGACUUGUACUCGGAUCCUGGGCCCAUGCCUCCUUAUCUUGGGCUUUCUUUCCAUUACUGCUAAUAUUCUCCUACUCUUUCCCAAUUGGGAAUGGUGUUACCUAAGCCUGGGCCAAAUAUCCAAGAGGGCAAUGCUAAUGCCAGGGGUGUGGGGAGGAGGCCUGCUGGUUUUUCCUGCUGCAAUUCAGAUCACAGGUAUUGGAUGGAGGUGGAAGUACUUCAGCAGCUCAGGAACUUGCUGUAAGAUGUUUCUUUCCAUUCUGCUAUCAGGAUUGGCUCUCCUGGGAUCAGCGACCUGUUUUAUUUUGUCUGGUUCAGGCUUGACGGAGGGGCCUCUGUGUCUCUAUAAUUCCACCCUCAAUCACAACAAGGUGCAACAGUGGGGCUACCCGUUUCUUGAAAUGGACUACCCCGUCUUCAACCAUGGGGUUCAGAAUUACCUGUAUGAUCCUUCCCUUUGGAAUUCAGUUUGCAUCAAGCCACAGAAUAUUGUUGGCUGGAAUGUGUAUUUCUUCUCUUCCCUCCUAGUCGUCAGCAUGGUUGAAAUGGUCCUGGCUGCUCUCCAAAUUAUCAAUGGCUGUUUUGGAUGUGUCUGUGGCUUAUGUGAACAGAAGAAAUAGGCACCUUUCGGAAGUGUUUUUAACCUUCAGUUCAUUUGUACAGAUCAGAUUACAAAGAUAUGUGAUAACUUGAUUUACAACUAUAUCUUUUGUCACUUCACCCUGCAUACAUAGCUGGUUCUUGCACUGUCAUGUAAGAACAGAGAAGAUGUUGACUCCCCCCCCUGCCAAUAGUGAUCUCCCAUUACCAACCCUCCAGGGCAUCACAGAAGAACUAAUAGAACUAAUUUGUAGCAGUCACUAUCAGGCCAUAGAGACUGAAACUGCUAUCACUAUAAACAUUCUCACAGAGCUAGAGAGCUAGGAAGCUGACUUCAAUAUAAUAAUCAUAAUGAGUUUAUAAUUAGUAUAAUGUGGUACUGUGGUGUAUAUUUAUGCACAUAUUUAUUUGUGUUUCUGUUUACAAGAAACCCUUAACUGUUAUGCUAAAUGUUUUUAAUUCUAAGAAGUGAGUGAAUGAGACAUAAGCCAGAAAUUACAGUGAUUUUUCUGAGAUAAGAGAGGUACAGCACAGACAGGAGGCCUGAAUGGAAAAUGCUUGCUCCAAAUUCUAAUUAAGGCAGAUCCCUUGAUUUGAAGGUCUACUUUCUACCUCAUAGGUGGUCUAGAAGGCCAAAGCCUGGGGAACAACUUUGGCCUGAAUUCAUGGCAUUUUUGCCCAGACUAGCAAAUGAAAAGUGGUGACCAAGACCAUUAAUCUGAGAAAGGAUAGACAUUUCACUUUUUAAAACAGGAAUGGGCAACACAGAAUCCUCUAGCUAUUUCAAUAAUUAGAACCCAAGCUGGAAUAGCUAAUGUCAGACAUUGAGUGGGACAUAGUCCAAAAUAUCUUUUAUUACCAACCACAGCAAACUAUUUCCCAAGGAAACCAGGUCAGUAUGGUACAACAUGUUGAAUUUUCAUGCCUGAUAUUUGAAUAGUACCUUCAUGUAUAUGUAUGUGCAUGCUUGGGAUAUGGAAAACUAAGCAGUACAUCUGUCAAUUCUCUGAUGAAGCAGAGGGCUAAAUAGUCCCAGGUGCCAUUUCCUUUCUAAUCCUUUAUCUCUCUUCACCCCAUCCACCCCAUAGCAAGCUUAGAAACCACCCGAAAGCACAAACAAUCAAAACUGGCGAGACAGGCUGCCAUGUUUUUCUUUCAUUUGAAUGCUUAAAAAUACAGUUGAAAGAGUCCUUCAGAUGGUGGCUUGGCAGCACAUUCUCCUGAAUCCUUCAGUAUUUUAUGUAUUUUAAAUGCUACUCUUCCAAUAUUGGCAGGAGCAUGUUUUUGUCAGAAAAAGCAGCACUGAAAGCAUUACCCUUUUGUACUUGUGUGUGGUGUCCCAACACACACACACAAAAAAGGGUUGGCUUGCAUCAUGAUAUCAUGACACUGCUUUCAUCAUUUUGCCCCGAUCUUUCUUGCUGUGCCAGUUAUCCCUUCAGGCCUAGUGAAAUUGUACAGAGGUCAUCAGAUACUGUAACUAUAUUCAUAGCCUUUUAAAAUACUUACUGGCAUUGCAGUAGCUGAAAAGAAAUGCUGCUAGGGAGCAAGGAUUUUAACCUUGGCAGCUUUAGAUACUGUAUAGCAGUGUUUCUCAACCUUGGCAACUUGAAG
This is a messenger RNA of Thamnophis elegans (Western terrestrial garter snake), 2395 nucleotides long. It is a transcript of the gene TM4SF19, whose product is annotated as transmembrane 4 L six family member 19. Lineage: Eukaryota; Metazoa; Chordata; Lepidosauria; Squamata; Natricidae. The record is from RefSeq and is a predicted model, not a curated record. Gene Ontology annotation, cellular component: membrane.